UCCUUUCUACUGCCGCAGAAGAGACGAGCGGCGGGACCCAGACACUUCGCCGAGGCACAGCGGGCCGGCAGGAUGGCGACCGUGGUGGUGGAAGCCGCCGAGCCGGAGCCGUCCGGCAGCAUCGCCAACCCGGCGGCGUCCACCUCGCCUAGCCUGUCGCAUCGCUUCCUCGACAGCAAGUUCUACCUGCUGGUGGUCGUCGGCGAAAUCGUGACCGAGGAGCACCUACGGCGCGCCAUCGGCAACAUCGAACUCGGAAUCCGAUCAUGGGACACCAACCUGAUUGAAUGCAACCUGGACCAAGAACUGAAACUUUUUGUGUCUCGACACUCUGCUAGAUUCUCUCCUGAAGUGCCAGGACAAAAGAUCCUUCAUCAUCGAAGUGACGUUUUAGAAACAGUGGUCCUGAUCAACCCCUCAGAUGAAGCAGUCAGCACUGAGGUGCGCUUGAUGAUCACAGAUGCUGCCCGACACAAGCUGCUCGUGCUGACCGGGCAAUGCUUUGAAAAUACCGGAGAGCUCAUUCUCCAGUCCGGCUCUUUCUCCUUCCAGAACUUCAUAGAGAUUUUCACCGAUCAAGAGAUUGGGGAAUUACUGAGUACCACCCAUCCUGCCAACAAAGCCAGCUUAACCCUGUUCUGUCCUGAAGAAGGGGACUGGAAGAACUCCAAUCUCGACAGACACAAUCUCCAAGACUUCAUCAAUAUUAAACUCAACUCAGCUUCUAUAUUGCCAGAAAUGGAAGGACUUUCCGAGUUUACCGAGUAUCUCUCAGAAUCAGUGGAAGUCCCAUCUCCCUUUGAUAUCUUAGAACCUCCCACAUCGGGCGGAUUCCUAAAGCUCUCCAAGCCUUGUUGUUACAUUUUUCCAGGAGGGAGGGGCGAUUCUGCAUUGUUUGCCGUGAAUGGAUUCAAUAUGCUCAUCAACGGAGGAUCAGAAAGGAAAUCCUGCUUCUGGAAGCUCAUCCGACACUUGGACCGAGUGGACUCCAUCCUACUCACCCACAUUGGGGAUGACAAUUUGCCUGGAAUAAACAGCAUGCUACAGCGGAAAAUUGCAGAGCUCGAGGAAGAACAGUCCCAGGGCUCCACCACAAAUAGUGACUGGAUGAAAAACCUCAUCUCCCCUGACUUAGGAGUUGUAUUUCUCAAUGUUCCUGAAAAUCUGAAAAAUCCAGAGCCAAACAUCAAGAUGAAGAGAAGCAUAGAAGAAGCUUGCUUCACUCUCCAGUACCUAAAUAAAUUGUCCAUGAAGCCAGAACCUCUUUUCAGAAGUGUAGGCAAUACCAUUGAUCCUGUCAUUCUUUUCCAAAAAAUGGGAGUUGGUAAACUUGAGAUGUAUGUCCUUAACCCAGUCAAGAGCAGCAAGGAAAUGCAGUAUUUCAUGCAGCAGUGGACUGGCACCAACAAAGACAAGGCUGAACUAAUCCUGCCUAACGGUCAAGAAAUAGAUAUCCCAAUUUCCUACUUAACUUCAGUCUCCUCUUUGAUCGUGUGGCAUCCAGCAAACCCUGCAGAGAAAAUCAUCCGGGUCCUGUUUCCUGGCAAUAGCACCCAAUACAAUAUCCUGGAAGGACUGGAAAAGCUCAAACAUUUAGACUUUCUGAAACAGCCGCUGGCCACCCAGAAGGACCUAACUGGCCAGGGGGUGACUCCAGCUGUGAAACAAGUAAAACUGAAACAGAGAGCCGAUAGCCGGGAAAGUCUGAAGCCAGCCGCAAAGCCACUUCCUAGCAAAUCUGUCCGAAAGGAGUCUAAGGAAGAGACCCCCGAUGUUGCAAAAGCUAAUCAUGUGGAAAAGGCACCCAAAGUUGAAAGCAAAGAAAAGGUGACAGUGAAAAAAGACAAGCCCGUAAAAACAGAGACCAAACCUCUAGUGACCGAAAAGGAGGUCCCCAGCAAAGAAGAGCUGACUCCCGUGAAAGCCGAGGUGGCUGAAAAGCCCGCCACAGAUGUCAAACCCAAAGUUGCCAAGGAGAAGACAGUGAAAAAGGAAACAAAGGCAAAAUCUGAAGAGAAGAAAGAGGAGAAGGAGAAGCCAAAGAAAGAAGUGGCUAAAAAGGAGGACAAAACACCCGUCAAGAAGGAAGAAAAACCCAAAAAGGAAGAGGUGAAAAAGGAAGUGAAAAAAGAAAUCAAGAAAGAAGAGAAAAAAGAACCCAAGAAAGAGGUUAAGAAAGAAACCCCACUAAAGGAAGCCAAGAAGGAGGUGAAGAAGGAAGAGAAGAAGGAAAUUAAAAAGGAAGAAAAGGAACCCAAAAAAGAAAUUAAGAAACUUCCUAAAGACACAAAGAAAUCAUCUACUCCUCUACCUGAAGCCAAAAAACCAGCUGCAUUAAAACCAAAAGUACCCAAGAAGGAAGAGGCAGUUAAAAAAGAUUCUGUUGCUGCUGGGAAGCCAAAGGAGAAGGGGAAGAUUAAAGUCGUUAAGAAGGAAGGCAAGACACCGGAGGCUGCGGCCGCAGCCAUUGGCUCUGUGGCCGCGGCCGCGGCUGUGAUGGCCGCAGCUGGAAUAGCAAGCGCCGGCCCUGCCAAAGAACUUGAGGCCGAGAGGUCCCUUAUGUCAUCCCCUGAGGAUCUGACCAAGGACUUUGAAGAGUUAAAGGCCGAAGAGGUCGAUGUGGCAAAAGACAUGAAGCCUCAGCUGGAGCUGAUCGAAGAUGAGGAGAAACUGAAGGAAACAGAGCCAGUCGAAGCCUAUGUCAUCCAGAAAGAGACAGAAGUCAUCAAAGGUCCUGCUGAGUCUCCCGAUGAGGGAAUCACCACCACUGAAGGGGAGGGCGAAUGUGAACAAACGCCCGAGGAGCUGGAGCCAGUCGAGAAGCAGGGGGUGGACGACAUUGAAAAAUAUGAAGAUGAAGGAGCCGGUUUUGAAGAAUCCUCAGAGACUGGAGACUAUGAGGAGAAGGCAGAAACUGAGGAGGCCGAGGAGCCGGAAGAGGACGUUGAAGAAAAUGUGUGUGUGAGCACCUCCAAGCACAGCCUCGUGGAGGAAGAGGAAAGUGCCAAGGCUGAGGCAGAUGUGCAUAUCAAGGAGAAGAGGGGGUCUCUGGCCAGUGGAGAUGACAGAGCAGAAGAAGACAUGGAUGAGGCAGUGGAGAAAGGAGAAGCUGAACUAUCUGAGGAGGAGGGUGAUGAAGAGGACAGAGCCGAGGAUGCCAGAGAGGAAGAAUAUGAGCCCGAAAAAGCUGAAGCUGAAGAUUACGUGAUGGCCGUGGUUGACAAGGCUGCGGAGGCUAGCGGUGUCGAGGAUCAGUAUGGAUUCCUUACCACAGCCAUCAAGCAACCAGGAGCCCAGUCUCCUGCCCGAGAACCUGCAUCUUCAAUUCAUGAUGAGACUUUACCUGGAGGCUCAGAGAGUGAGGCCACCGCUUCUGAUGAGGAGAAUCGAGAAGACCAGCCUGAAGAAUUCACGGCCACCUCUGGCUACACUCAGUCUACCAUUGAGAUAUCCAGCGAGCCCACCCCAAUGGAUGAGAUGUCUACUCCUCGCGAUGUGAUGAGUGAUGAGAUCAACAAUGAAGAGACAGAGUCCCCAUCUCAAGAAUUUGUAAACAUCACCAAAUACGAGUCUACACUGUAUUCGCAGGAAUACUGCAAACCUGCUGUUACGUCACUCAAUGGAUUAUCUGAUGGAUCAAAAACAGAUGCCACAGAUGGGAAGGACUACAAUGCGUCAGCCUCCACCAUCUCACCACCAUCAUCCAUGGAGGAAGACAGAUUUAGCAAAUCUGCUCUGCGUGAUGCUUACUGCUCCGAAGAGAAAGACCUGAAAGCCAGUGCCACACUGACGAUCAAAGACACCAUCUCAGCAGUUUCUGAUGAAAAACUUAGUCCACCCAAGAGCCCAUCCCUGAGCCCAUCUCCUCCAUCACCCAUAGAAAAGACCCCCCUGGGUGAACGCAGUGUGAACUUUUCUCUGACGCCCAAUGAGAUUCAAGUCUCAGCAGAGGCAGAAGCAGCCCCAGUGUCUCCUGAGGUGACCCAAGAAGUAGUUGAAGAACGUUGUGCUAGUCCUGAGGAUAAGACCCUGGAAGUCGUGUCUCCAUCUCAGUCUGUAACUGGCAGCGCUGGCCACACACCUUACUACCAGUCUCCCACUGAAGAGAAAUCUAGUCACCUCCCCACAGAAGUAAUUGAAAAACCACCAGCAGUUCCCGUGAGUUUUGAAUUCAGUGAUGCCAAAGAUGAGAAUGAAAGGGCUUCCAUAAGCCCCAUGGAUGAACCUGUGCCUGACUCGGAAUCUCCUAUUGAAAAAGUUUUGUCUCCUUUACGGAGCCCUCCCCUAAUUGGAUCCGAGUCUGCAUAUGAAGGUUUUCUAAGUGCUGACGACAAGGCUGCUGAUAGAGGUGCUGAAAGCCCCUUUGAAGGAAAGAAUGGAAGACACGGCUUUCCAGACGAAAUAAGUCCAGUUUCUGACAUAACUUCUGCUGGUCUUUUCCAAGACAAAGAGGAAGGGAAGAGCACAGACUUUAUACCAAUAAAGGAAGACUUUGGUCAAGAAAAGAAAACUGACGAUGUCGAAGCCAUGGGUUCUCAAUCUGGACUGGCUUUAGAUGAGAGGAAGUUAGGAGGAGAUGUUUCUCCUACACAAAUAGAUGUCAGUCAGUUUGGAUCUUUUAAGGAAGACACUAAGAUGUCCAUUUCUGAAGGCACUGUCUCAGACAAGUCGGCUACUCCUGUUGAUGAGGGUGUAGCAGAAGACACAUACUCUCAUAUGGAGGGUGUGGCCUCAGUAUCCACAGCUUCCGUGGCUACAAGCUCAUUUCCAGAGCCAACAACAGAUGACGUGUCUCCUUCUCUGCAUGCCGAAGUUGGCUCCCCACAUUCCACAGAAGUAGAUGAUUCCCUUUCAGUGUCUGUUGUGCAAACGCCUACUACUUUCCAGGAAACAGAAAUGUCUCCAUCUAAAGAAGAAUGUCCAAGACCAAUGUCAAUUUCUCCACCAGAUUUCUCCCCUAAAACAGCCAAAUCCAGGACACCAGUCCAAGAUCACAGAUCAGAACAGUCCUCAAUGUCUAUUGAAUUUGGCCAAGAAUCCCCUGAGCAUUCCCUUGCUAUGGACUUUAGUCGACAGUCUCCAGAUCACCCUACGGUGGGUGCGAGUAUGCUUCACAUCACUGAAAAUGGGCCCACUGAAGUGGAUUACAGUCCUUCUGACAUGCAGGACUCUAGUUUAUCACAUAAGAUACCACCAAUGGAGGAGCCGUCCUACACCCAAGAUAAUGAUCUUUCUGAGCUCAUCUCAGUGUCUCAGGUUGAGGCCUCCCCAUCCACCUCUUCAGCACAUACUCCCUCUCAGAUAGCGUCUCCUCUCCAAGAAGACACCCUGUCUGACGUCGUUCCUCCCAGAGAUAUAUCCUUAUAUGCCUCACUCACCUCAGAAAAAGUGCAAAGUCUAGAAGGAGAGAAGCUCUCACCAAAAUCUGAUAUUUCUCCACUCACCCCAAGAGAGUCCUCUCCUUUAUAUUCACCUAGCUUUUCAGAUUCUACCUCGGCCGUCAAAGAGGACAUAGCAGUUUGCCACGCUUCCUCCCCUCCAUCGAUGGAUGCAGCACCUGCAGAGCCCUAUGGCUUCCGUGCCUCGAUGUUAUUUGAUACGAUGCAACACCAGCUGGCCUUGAACAGAGAUUUGAUCUCGUCUGGUGUGGAGAAGGACAGUGGAGGGAAGACACCUGGUGACUUCAGCUAUGCUUAUCAAAAGCCUGAGAAAACAACCAUGUCCCCAGAUGAAGAAGGUUACGACUAUGAGUCUUAUGAGAAAACCACCCAGCCCCCAGAUGUGAGUGGCUAUUACUAUGAGAAGACAGAGAGAACCACAAAAUCCCCGUGUGACAGCAGCUACUCUUACGACACCAUUGAGAAAACCACCAAGACCCCUGAAGAUGGUGGCUAUGCCUAUGAAAUUGCUGAGAAGACCACCCGGACCCCUGAAGAGGGGGAGUACAGCUACGAGACAAGUGAGAAGACGAUGCGGUCCCCUGAAGGGGGCGGUUACAGCUAUGAAAAGACUGAGACGUCUAGAAGGCUCCUGGAUGACAUCAGCAAUGGCUAUGAUGACUCUGAAGAUGGCGGCCACACACUUGGGGAUUCUAGCUACUCUUACAAGACCACUGAGAAAAUUGCCAGUUUCCCUGAGUCCGAAAGUUUCUCCUAUGAGACAUCUACAACAGCUACCCGAGCCCCUGAUGCUUCCACGUACUGUUAUGAGACGGCAGAGAAAAUUACGAGAACCCCCCAAGCAUCUAUGUAUUCCUAUGAGACUUCAGACCAGUGCUACGCUGCAGAAAAGAAGUCCCCCUCAGAGGCUCGCCAGGACGUGGACUUAUGCCUUGUGUCCUCCUGUGAAUACAAGCAUCCCAAGACGGAACUUUCGCCCUCCUUCAUUAAUCCCAAUCCUCUCGAGUGGUUUGCCAGCGAAGAGCCAACUGAAGAAUCUGAGAAGCCCCUUACCCAAGCGGGGGGAGCCCCGCCACCUCCAGGAGGAAAGCCACAGGGGCGACAAUGUGAUGAAACCCCUCCCACCUCAGUCAGCGAGUCAGCUCCGUCCCAGACAGAUUCUGAUGUCCCCCCGGAGACUGAAGAGUGCCCUUCCAUCACAGCUGAUGCAAAUAUCGACUCUGAAGAUGAAUCAGAAACCAUCCCCACAGACAAAACCGUCACAUACAAACACAUGGACCCACCUCCAGCUCCCAUGCAGGACCGCAGCCCUUCUCCACGCCACCCUGACGUGUCCAUGAUGGACCCGGAGGCCUUGGCCAUUGAGCAGAACCUGGGCAAAGCUCUGAAGAAAGACCUGAAAGAGAAGACCAAAACCAAAAAGCCAGGUACAAAGACCAAAUCGUCAUCACCUGUCAAAAAGGGUGAUGGGAAGUCGAAGCCCUCUGCAGCUUCACCAAAACCAGCGGGCUUGAAAGAAUCCUCAGAUAAGGUGUCCAGAGUGGCUUCUCCUAAGAAGAAGGAAUCUGUGGAAAAAGCAACAAAAACCACUACCACUCCUGAGGUCAAAGCUGCACGUGGGGAAGAGAAAGACAAGGACACCAAGAAUGCCGCCAACGCUUCCACAUCCAAAUCGGUAAAGACGGCAGCUGCAGGACCAGGAACCACCAAGCCUCCCAAGCCCUCAGCUGUGCCUCCAGGCCCCCCUGUGUAUUUGGACCUGUGCUAUAUCCCCAAUCACAGCAAUAGUAAGAAUGUUGAUGUCGAAUUUUUCAAGAGAGUGAGGUCAUCCUAUUACGUGGUGAGUGGGAAUGACCCUGCUGCUGAGGAGCCCAGCCGGGCUGUCCUGGAUGCCUUGUUGGAAGGGAAAGCCCAGUGGGGCAGCAACAUGCAGGUAACCCUGAUCCCUACUCAUGACUCAGAAGUGAUGAGGGAAUGGUACCAAGAGACCCACGAGAAACAACAAGACCUCAACAUCAUGGUUUUAGCAAGCAGCAGCACAGUGGUUAUGCAAGAUGAAUCCUUCCCUGCAUGCAAGAUUGAACUGUAAAAGCCAAGGCCAGCCACACCACAGGAUUUGAACUUUAUUUCCAGAAAUUCUUCAAUUUGAAACCACCUUUUCUAAAAAGUCAAUUCGUCUAAAUAAGUCACUGAACUGUUACCUGCCAAAUGCUAUACUGUGUCAUGGUGAUGCAAGUCACUAAUAUUUCUUAGUUUUUGCUGAUUGCUAAGGGAAGUAACAGUAUUCCCACAGUAGGGUUCAAGUUACUGCAAAAUUACCUACCCCAGUUCAUCUCUGCUGAACAUUUGGAAACCAUGCACUAGCAAACCCAACUGACUUCUGCUAGGUAGAGGCAUUUGUCUUAGAGAGAGAGAGAGAGAGAGAGAGAGAGAAAGAGAGAGAGAGUGCACGCGCACAAUGAGAGAGAACACAGGAGA
This is a messenger RNA of Callorhinus ursinus (northern fur seal), 7877 nucleotides long. RefSeq names its product microtubule associated protein 1B (gene MAP1B). Gene Ontology annotation, biological process: microtubule cytoskeleton organization; regulation of microtubule depolymerization; dendrite development. Gene Ontology annotation, cellular component: cytosol; synapse; neuronal cell body. The record is from RefSeq and is a predicted model, not a curated record. Gene Ontology annotation, molecular function: actin binding; microtubule binding. Lineage: Eukaryota; Metazoa; Chordata; Mammalia; Carnivora; Otariidae.